Coccinella septempunctata (seven-spotted ladybird) is the source of this 1297-nucleotide messenger RNA. Its product is annotated as heparin sulfate O-sulfotransferase-like. Gene Ontology annotation, molecular function: heparan sulfate 2-sulfotransferase activity. Lineage: Eukaryota; Metazoa; Arthropoda; Insecta; Coleoptera; Coccinellidae. The record is from RefSeq and is a predicted model, not a curated record. The coding region runs from base 150 to 1151 and encodes 333 amino acids. The transcript has 5 exons. Gene Ontology annotation, cellular component: membrane.
AACUAAGAUUUUUGAUAUAUCAGCGAAUUCAAAUUAUUUUGAAUGGAAGGAAAUGUUCAGAAAUCUAUAUCAUUAUUUGAAAAUGUCCCCACAAUAUCAGAUAUGUCCCAUUUUUCUCUUCAUUCAAUAACUAUUUCGCCUUAAAUGCAAUGUUACUUCCAAAGAACGGACUCUUCGGUUUGUUUCUGCUUCUAGUUAUAAGUACUCUAAUAAUAAUAUAUCAGAUUCAGAUCUUAAAACUGCAGGAAAAAAUAUAUAGUUUAGAAACAAAUCAAAAAGAUUAUUCAGCAUUGGUAACGAGACAAAUCUCUGAGGAAGAUGAUAUUGUUGUUAUAUAUAAUAGGGUUCCGAAGACUGCUUCUACCAGUUUUGUUGGGGUAGCAUAUGAUAUAUGUAAGAAAAAUCAUUUUCAUGUUCUUCAUGUUAAUGUAUCUGCUAAUAGUCAUGUGCUGUCUCUCAAUAAUCAGCUUGAAUUAGCCAGAAAUAUAACAUUCUGGAAUGUUAUGAAGCCAGCAUUGUAUCAUGGGCAUUUUGCUUAUUUUGAUUUUUCAAAAUUUCAUGUUCCAAAACCAUACUUCAUAAAUAUUAUACGACGGCCUCUAGAUAGAUUCAUAUCAUAUUAUUAUUUUGUUCGAUAUGGUGACAAUUAUAGACCAUAUUUGAUAAGGAAAAAACAUGGAAAUACAGUGUCAUUUGAUGAAUGUGUUGCUAAAAAAUUACCAGAAUGUGACCCUAAUAAUUUAUGGCUUCAAGUACCAUUUUUCUGUGGGCAUGCAGCAAACUGCAGGAAACCUGGUAACAAAUGGGCACUUGCCGAGGCAAAAAAAAAUAUUGUCGCGCACUAUCUAUUAGUUGGUGUAACAGAAGAACUUCAAGACUUCAUCUCUAUAUUAGAAUUAACAGUUCCGAGGUUGUUUAGAGGUGCUCUGGAGCAUUAUUUGAAUAGUAACAAAUCACAUUUGAGGAAAACCGUGCAGAAGGAUGUUCCUUCUGAAGAAACUGUGAAGAAAAUUAAAGAGAGUCCUGUUUGGCAAAUGGAAAAUGAACUCUAUGAGUUCGUAUUAGAAUAUUUCCAUUUUGUAAAGAAGCACACAUUGAAAGACAGGAGCCAAAAAGUAUUCUAUGAAAAAAUAAGGCCAAAAUAUGUUUGAAUGUGAGGUAAUAUCUCAUUGUACUGAGAAAGAAAAUGAAUAUUUUUUUAAUUAACCCUUUCAGGCACUUAUAUAACUCCUGAACUUUAUGUAGUUUUACUGUUUGUUGUCUAUUUAUAUUAUUAAAAUAUGUUUGUGACUGGUUA